AUGCCUCGAAGUCGACGACGGCAACAACGACGCGCACCAACCCGAUCACCACCUGACGAGUAUUCCUCGCCAGCUGCGGACAGCAAUUACGGCAUUCGCAGAUCCCGGGAAGGCAGUGAGGAUAAACUGAUGGAGAGACAUUUGAUGUCAAAGAAGAUCACGGAGCUGAACAAUGUUCUGGAGAAAAUCAAUGGUGCGACGAAUAAAGUUAUGAUCGAGAUGGACAACCGAGUGGAUGAUCUGAACAGGGAUUGGCAAAAGCGGCUGCAGAGUCAAAAUUUCAAAUGGAAGGACCGGAUCAGCGCCCUCAGUAAUUAUGACAACAGAGCGCCACAGGAUACAGCUCGUCCAUCUGGCGACUCGUUCGAUAUUGGUAAUUCGAUGUGGCGCACCGAGCGUCGCCUCACUGAAAUCGUUGAUCGUCUCUCAUCCAUACCAAGAAUGGAGAAAAACUUGGAGACGAUUAUAAAAAUGGUCAACCGGAGCUACUACUAUCGGCCACAUGCCAAAACGGUGAGUUUGAGACAAAGCGACCUUUCUCAAGUUUUUAACAGAUCUUUGCAAGCUUUCUAG
Gongylonema pulchrum is the source of this 573-nucleotide messenger RNA. Lineage: Eukaryota; Metazoa; Nematoda; Chromadorea; Rhabditida; Gongylonematidae. The record is from the annotation of a GenBank genome assembly.